Emericellopsis atlantica is the source of this 1830-nucleotide messenger RNA. RefSeq names its product chromatin remodelling complex Rsc7/Swp82 subunit-domain-containing protein. NCBI's taxonomy places the organism in Eukaryota, Fungi, Ascomycota, Sordariomycetes, Hypocreales, Bionectriaceae. Gene Ontology annotation, cellular component: nucleus. The transcript is spliced from 3 exons. The record is from RefSeq and is a predicted model, not a curated record. Bases 1 to 1830 code for a protein of 609 amino acids. Gene Ontology annotation, molecular function: chromatin DNA binding.
AUGUAUGCCGCCCGCCGUGAUGGCGCCGAUAGUGGCACCAUUGAUCCCGCCGCGCUCAAUUCCCCUGGUGAGUACCUGACUCUUUUACUCUCAUCCUGCCAUGUGUCAGUCCAGGCCCUCACCACCAUCCCAUUCAACAUCCUCCACCCCUCCACCACCACAACAGCAACUGUCCCACCCCCAUAUCGCCAUUCCUCCCGGCCGGGUCUUGUAUGUUGUCGGCCUCCAAGACGGGGCCUACCAUCGGCCAUGUCGCAGUUACCGCCCCACCAUACACAGGGGCAGGAUCAUACCAUCCCUCCCCAAGUGACGCAGACCUAUGUGCCGCCGCCAGCUCCGGCUGCGCCGGCGCCAAAACCGGCGGCCAAGACUGUGAAGGCUCUGCCCACUGUCAGAGACCACACGACUGAUCAACUGAACGAGGCACAUGAUGAGUAUAUUCCUCGCGAAAUCGACGAGUUUGGCGAGAAGAAGGUCAUGGCCAACGGGACCCUUCUCGGGAACAGGCAGUACCGCUGCCGCACCUUCCUCGUCCCUAACCGCGGGGAUAAGCUGUUCAUGCUGGCUACCGAAUGUGCGCGAGUUCUAGGGUAUCGUGAUUCUUACCUGCUCUUCAACAAGAACAGGUCUCUUUUCAAGAUCAUUGCCACCCAGCAGGAGAAAGAUGAUCUGGUACAGCAGGAGAUCUUGCCCUUUUCAUACCGCUCGAGGCAGAUCGCCAUCGUUACAGCGCGGUCGAUGUUCCGGCAGUUCGGCAGCAGAGUGAUCGAGGGUGGACGACGGGUGCGGGAUGAUUAUUGGGAACAGAAAGCGCGCAAACAAGGAUUUACGGAAUUGGAUGCAGCCGGCGAGAAACGGCCAGGAGCAGCCAAGGCGAGGGAGCAAGCUGAGGCGGCACAGAACAAUGUCAUGCUUCCCGGUACCCACACGGAGAUUGUCUACAACAACAACCCGGCUGCGUUUCCUGCAGGCCCUCCCCAGCCUCCCAUUCUUCAACCAGGUAUGAUGGGAGCACCACACGGAACCGUUCCAAGGAUGCCUGGAUUAACUAGCGGAUCAGAACUCAUGGACACGCGGCCUCGUGACUAUAGCGGCAUCGUCAAGGGCGGACCUCGCCAGGAGAUUACCGGUCCUCCGUAUCAAGAUCAGACGCGGCCUACCUCUCUCAGCGAGAUUGGCUCACAGGCCACGCACGCCAACGACUUUAGCCGCUCCAUCAACCAGGCUCGCGACAUGCGCACCGACUACCUUCAGGGAAGCUGGCGACGACCUCACGAGCAGCCGUCCUCCGGUCUUGCGCAGGGGGUUGCGUCCGAUACGACCAUCCCGACAUCGCGACCCACGACGUCCCCUCACGCCACAGCUAGCAGCAUCACACAGCCUCCAAUCACAUCGCAGAGCCCGCAGAUGAUGAUGACGAACCCGCCGUAUACGCAGUCGCUACAUGCACACAACCAGCCGCCUAUGCGAUCUGGAUCUACAGGCAGUGUCGGCCAGGGUGCUCCUAACUACAGCUACCAGCCUGGCCAGGCCAUGUGGUCGAACCCGCAGCAGCAAGGCUACGGCAGCUACACAACGCAGCCUCAACAUGCGUCGCAGUCGCCAGCACCACAGCUCCGCCAGCCAAGCGGACAAAUGCAGCAGGGCAUGCAAUUCCCUGGUAUGGGCGGCAUGCAAUACGGGGCAGGUAACAUCUACCCUGCUGAUCAAACCCCGAGAGGCUACAUGCCCCAGGGGUCGCCGACCCAGCCACAGCAAUGGUCCGGACAGCAGCACUCGCAGCAGCAGCAGCAAUGGUGGCAGCAGAAUCAGCCACAGCAUCCCCAGUAA